Molecule: messenger RNA, 551 nt
Organism: Prorocentrum cordatum
Lineage: Eukaryota; Dinophyceae; Prorocentrales; Prorocentraceae
Source: the annotation of a GenBank genome assembly
GCCAUGGCGACCGCGGAGAGGACUGCCAUCCGUAACAUCCUCGGAUACUACAAUGAGAGGACUUACGAAGCACCUUCGGCGUGGCUCAGCAUCCAGGACGGCCAGUUGAACGAGAAGGUGAAGCAGCUCGAGGAGGGCGGCGUGCCAGCGCACCAGUGCAUCUCCCAAGUGAGCGGCGAGGUCAUCCAGGCCAUCUGCACCGCCGCGCGCCCGAGCCCCACGGCGCCCGUCUGGCUGAAGAUCAAGGCUGCGCACAAGAAAGCCGUUUCAGCAGGCGGCGCCGAGAAGACGCGCCCCGAGUUCCGCAUCUUCAACUACCUCGCGGCCGAGCACCCCACCGACGGAGUUGUGGCUAACUCGAGGGCUUUGCCGUGCGAGGUCUACGAGAAGGCUGCUGACGCAAGUGGCGAGAGGCCUUUGGUGAUCCAGGCCGGCCUCGCGAUCAAUUGGGCCGAGAACGGGGCGUUCAAGCUGACGGGCGAGCAGGAGGUGUCGGAGGGUGUCUCGCACUACAGGGCCAUCCAGCACGUUUCUGGCGCCGAAGCGUUCGG